ACUAACUUCACCACGGUGACCCUGGCCACGUCAUCAAACUGAAAGUGGAAGUGUUUGUGAAGGCUCGGGACUGACAGCGUGGCUAUUACUUAGUUCCCACCGACCAAUACUGCCAUCGAGGAGGUGAAAGGCAACCGACACCAGAUAAAUCACGAGUGUCAAGAACAUAAUCAUGAAUGACGGUCAGAACACAGGAGAAAGUACUGAACAAGCUGUCAAUACUGCUGGGCAGCGAGACCUUAAUGAUUGUCAGACGAACGCCUAUUCACUUCAGGAGUGUGUGGACGUUGGGCCACACAUAACACAACCAUAUGUUGUCUCUCCUCCUGGGCAAAUCAAGAUCCCGUCUGUGACACAUGAUGCUGUGUUUCUGAGCUGGGACCCUCCUGAAGGACUGACUGAGUCUCUUAGAUUCAGAGUAACCUGGAAAUGUGAAAGCACAGGAGAUCUGCUCUGUUCUGAAGUGCCAGUUCCAAAUAUUUGCAUUCAAGGCCUCACUCCAGGAAUGAAAUAUGAAUUUACUGUAGCCACCAUCAGUGACAGCGGGAGGCAAAGUAAGAGUGUUUCAACAACCAGAACAACAGAUGUUCUUGAGCCAAAGGAACUGAAGACUGAAGUGACCACAACAUCAGCUCGCCUUAGCUGGACUCUGCCAUAUGAGAUGGACCUGACUUCUCAUAGUUUCUGCAUAUCUUACUCUAGUACAGGGAAAGAUAAAGAGUUUAUCUCCACUUCCUCGUACUGCACAGUCAUCACAGGCUUGCAACCAGACACAAAGUACACUGUCAAUGUCUCCAUUGUGUGCCACAGUGGAAUUUGCCAGCCUGCUACAACUACCUUCCGUACUAAUGGUGUUGAGAGACCUUCUGAAGACAAGCAACACACCACCUCUACCUCUGAAGAGCUCCUUCCUCCUCGGCAAAUAAAUAUCACGUCAGUGGCACAUGAUGCUGUGUCUCUGAGCUGGAAACCUCCCGAAGGACGGACAAAGUCUCUGAAAUUCAGAGUCACCUGGAAAAGUGAAAGGGAAGGAGAUCUGUACCGAUCUGAAGUGCCAGUUGCAAAACUUCGCAUUCAAGGCCUCACUCCAGGAGUGAAAUAUGAAUUUACUGUAGUCACCAUCAGUGACAGUGGUGGGCAAAGUACUAGUGUUUCAACAACCCAAACAACAGAUAACUUCACAUAUUGA
Messenger RNA from Clupea harengus (Atlantic herring), 1189 nucleotides. RefSeq names its product fibronectin-like. Bases 173 to 1189 code for a protein of 338 amino acids. The record is from RefSeq and is a predicted model, not a curated record. Gene Ontology annotation, molecular function: protein binding. NCBI's taxonomy places the organism in Eukaryota, Metazoa, Chordata, Actinopteri, Clupeiformes, Clupeidae. The transcript is spliced from 7 exons.